GUAUACAUCGCCGAACGCUUAAUAUUAGCUGCUUUAACCGCAUGCGUAGUUACACACAUUAAAUAUCUUCAAACGCUAAAGAAAAAAGUGCAGAAGUAAAGAUCAUUUGAUCACGCGAAUUCCCUGCUACAGGACUGCGCUUCAUGUCGUUCGGGGACAAGAUUCUACCGCUAUUUACGUUUGCCUAUAUCACUCCAUUUGUAAUUCAUUUUAACAAUAUAGGAUCAGCAGCUGUACGCACUUCUCAUUCUACUGGAUAUUUAUCAACCACAACGAUCGAGUAGUGUCACAGUGUGACAUUGGACAGUUUUUAGUCUCUUUUUUUUUGCCUGAAAUAAAAAGAAAUAAUAAUAACAAAAAAAAAAAACAAAAAAAAAACGAAAUAAUUAGAGAUAGGGAAUACAAUAAAACAAACCAACAAUAUUUCAUUUAAAAAAAAAAUACUGGAACUGUAAAAUCAAUAGAGAGAAAAGUGAUUUUUAAUGAUCAUUUAGUUAUAAAACUAUUUAUAUUUGAAGACUUUAAAUAAAAAUUUAUUGACGUCUGCAAGCACGUUAAAUUGACAGAAAUCCUUUUUGAAAAAAGAAGAAAUGGAACGCUUGGUUGCUGUCGUCUGUGUUUUGUUGGCUGCGUUUGUUUCAGAAGUAUUCUCCAGUGCAGGAAAUGUCUGGACGUAUAGAGGAUCUCUAGGUCCGGAUCACUGGCAUUUAGACUAUCCACAUUGCGGAGGAGUGAAACAGUCUCCAAUCAGUGUCGUUACCAAUGACGUCAUCAUCGAUACGGACAGGCUAACUCCCAUUGUGUUACGUGGUUAUGAAACGGUAUCGAAUGUAACCUAUACCUUGGAAAAUAAUGGUCAUACAGUUCUUGUAGAUCUAAAUGACAAGCACUCUGAAAUGAGUGGCGGCGGUCUACCAGGAACCUUUGUGGCACAACAGUUUCACUUUCAUUGGGGAGCUACCGACGAAAGAGGCUCAGAACAUGAUGUAAACGGGAUCCACUUUCCGAUGGAGAUGCAUCUCGUUCACUUUAACAAGAAGUACGGCACAAUAUCUACCGCUGUGGACAAGGAGGAUGGCCUAGCUGUCCUAGGCUUCUUCUUUAAGAUUGGAAGACACAACCCAUACUUUGAAGAGAUAAUAGAUCACUUUAAUCAAAUCAAGUAUAAAAACAGUGAGGUCGAGAUUAAGUCUAUACCUCUGGUUGAGUUGAUGCCGGAAAAGUUGACCAAAUUCUACAGAUACGAAGGCAGUCUGACCACGCCCCCAUGUUACGAGAGUGUCACGUGGACAUUAUUCAAUGAGACCAUCGAAAUUGCUGAAGAACAGCUUCAAGAUUUCCGAACAACCUUAUAUGAAAACGAAGAGAACGGAUCCGAUUUAUCUUAUGACAUUUCCGACGACUACCGACCCGUUCAGUGCUUGUUUCGUCGCCGUGUCUAUGCGAGUCAUCCCGCUCUGAAAUUUAGUGCGGAGAGCGAUGAAAGGGUCGAGGGCGUUCAGGGCAAUGCAGGAAGAAGUUCCCCUCAAUCACUGACAACUUUACUUUUCACUUGCAUCGCUUUUUACAUAUGUGUCUUUUCCGUUUAUUAAUUACUAUUUUGCAUUAUUUCUUAUUCUUGAUACAUAUACUUACUCUUUCUGUACAACUUAGGCUUACCAUAUUUGAGAGUGUUUUUUAUUAGAAACAAAACGUGUUUCUUUUUGGAAACGUACUUUUUUAUAACAUAAACUUUUAAAUUACUUUUGUCACUAUUUCCUUUGAUUUUUCAUGUCUUAAAAUAAUUACGUUUUGGUUGCCAUUUACGGUGUAAUUUGUUCAGUAAAUAAAUGCUUGUAAUUAUUUCUUCAAAAGCAACUGAUAUAUGAUAUGUUUUUUCCAAUUAAAAAAAUGUUUAAGGCCCGGCGACCAAAAUGGUAUUAUGUGCGAUAUAAUCUAUCUAUGCUAGUAUGUUUACUUAUUGAUUUUAAUAUAUUUGCAAAGCAAUUGGCCUAAGUCGAGGUUUAUGCUAUCAAUUUCUCGAAUGAAAGAGGUCUACCAAAAGUUAUUUCACUGGUAGUCUGACAUACAUAUCGAGGCUUUACCUUGUACAUAGCUAUAUACAAGAACUCUUAUAACAGAAAACCCUUUAACGCAGAAUCUUUGAAUAAUUUAGACAUCAACUUAAUGUUUAUACAAAUGUAUAUUUGUCAUCUUCUACGUAUGUUGGCUGGUAUAUAGCUACAAAAAUGUAUAUACAAGAACUCUUAUAACAGGAAAUCAUUUAAACCAGAAUCUCUGAAUAAUUUAGACAUCAACCUAAUGUUUAUACAAAUGUAUAUUUGUCAUCUUCUACGUAUGUUGGCUGGUAUAUAGCUACAAAAAUGUAUAUACAAGAACUCUUAUAACAGGAAAUCAUUUAAACCAGAAUCUCUGAAUAAUUUAGACAUCAAAUUAAUGUUUACAUAUUUGUCUUCUUUACGUAUUAAAUAAACACUUUAAGACUGUCGAGUAACUUUUAUCGAGAUAAGGAGGCACAUUUUACCUAUGGGUUCUCUGACAUUGAUUACUUUGCGAGGUUUUUUUAGCCUCUUUUUCUAUAUGUUUAUGUAGGGAUAACGUAUGUUUUUGCGUGUUAUAACAUUUUCAGAGUCCGUAGGGAUUGGUUGGUGCCCGAACCCAGUAGUAGGACGAGGAAACCAACGUAUCCCCAUGGAUUCUGUAGCUGUUAUAACACGAGAAGAACAUGCGCUAACGCUAUUUUAGCAUAAAACCAGUCCUGAACGAACGAAUGAAUACCUUGUCACUCAACGUAAUUAAAUUUCCAUGAAAUGCACUGGAAGGUCUGCGUUGUUUUUUUACGUUCAUGUACCUGAAUGAUUUUAGAAAGUUUGGUAGUUUACAUUACGUUGAGAGUGUUUGGGUUCGUUUUUAUUACGUUUUAUACUGUUUAUGACAGUGUUUGUGAUAAGAACUCUAGGUAAUGCUUCCAAACAACGAUACGUCACUAAAGAUAAAUGUCACUUUGUACUAAUAUGAACAGUUUAUUCAGAGUUAAGAAAAAGGUACAGGAUACCACGUUACUAAUACAACCAUAGAACUUCCAACACAUCUAAUCUGAAAAUUUUAAAUAGGUUGGCUAUUUUUUGUAAUAAAUCGUUUAAAGUGAGAAAAGAUAAUUUAAAUUAUUUGUAUGAUUAAAAAAAAACCGAUUUGUAUUUAAACAUAUUUCACUGUAAUGUUUUGUCUAUGAAAUAUUUAGUAUGAAUGCAUAAAUGUGAUAGCUUAGUCCAUGUAUAUUUUAAAUACUUUUAUCACUGAUGUGUGUACACAUUUCAUUCUCACUGUACGUGUAUAUGUAAAUAGUUUAUUGCUGCAUGCUGUAUGACGGGGAACUUCUAAUGUUCAAGUCAUAUUUUCAUGUUUUAAGUUUAUGUUCUGUUCUGUUCUGUUCUGUUGUAAACAAAUAUCCCGAACAUUUUAUUGUAUAAAAGAGCACAAUUAAACUGCCAUGUUAUUUUAGAAUGUCGGCUAAAUAUAUAUUGAUACAUAUAAUACAUAUACCUCAUGAAAAUUAUUUUUUUGACCUUUGCUCAAAAGUAAAGAUAGUAACUGUUGCCUUUUUCGAUAUAUUAGAACGGCUUUUUUGGAAUGACAGCACUGUUUAUUUCCUCAGGAACCCAAAAAUAUAUUACUCAUUUUGAGUGUACUCUUUCACACUUCCCUCUGUUGUCACAUGAACUGAUGUAUGGGUGACUGCGUUUCCUGAACAGGUCUUUUCCUGUUGGAUUUUAAUUCUAGUUUACAGUACCCUGACGGAUGCUAAGAUAACCUUAUCUUUGGUAUGAUGCUCGAGGCUAGUACUAGUAACCGACAACUUACAUGAAUCAGAGGUGGAAGGAAAUAUACCGAUUCUUUUUAUUUUGAUGAAUUACAAUUAUUAUGUCUCCCCCCUCUUGGGGAGACAUAUUGUUUUUGCCCUGUCCGUCCGUCCGUCCGUCCGUACGUCACAUUUCAUUUCCGAGCAAUAAUUGGAGAACCAUUGACCUAGAACCUUCAAACUUCAUAGGGUUGUAGGGCUGCUAGAGUAGACGACCCCUAUUGUUUUAGGGGUCACUCCGUCAAAGGUCAAGGUCACAGGGGCAUGAACAUUGAAAAAUAUUUCCGAUCAAUAACUAGAGAACGACUUGACCCAGAAUGUUGAAACUUCAUAGGAUGAUUGGUCAUGAAGAGUAGAUGACCCCUAUUGAUUUUUGGGUCACUCUAUCAAAGAUCAAGGUCACAGGGGCCUGAACAUUGAAACAUAUUUCCGAUCAAUAACUAGAGAACGACUUGACCCAGAAUGUUGAAAUUUCAUAGGAUGAUUUGUCAUGAAGAGUAGAUGACCCCUAUUGAUUUUGGGGUCACUCCGUCAAAGGUCAAGGUCACAGGGGCCUGAACAUUGAAAACCAUUUCCGAUCAAUAACUAGAGAACCACUUGACCCAUAAUAUUGAAACUUCAUAGGAAGAUUGGUCAUGCAGAGUAGAUGACCCCUAUUGAUUUUGGGGUCACUUCGUCAAAGGUCAAGGUCACAGGGGCCUGAACAUUGAAAACCAUUUCCGAUCAAUAACUAGAGAACCACUUGACCCAGAAUGUUGAAACUUCAUAGGAUGAUUGGCCAUGAAGAGUAGAUAACUCCUAUUGAUUUUGGGAUCACUCUGUCAAAGGUCAAGGUCACAGGGGCCUGAACAUUGAAAACCAUUUCCGAUCAAUAACUAGAGAACCACUUGACCCAGAAUGUUGAAACUUCAUAGGAUGAUUGUACAUGCAAAGUAGAUGACUCCUAUCGAUUUUGGGGUCACUCAGUUAAAGGUCAAGGUCACAGGGGCCUGAAAAUUGAAAACCAUUUCCGGUCAGUAACUUGAGAACCACUUGACCCAGAAUCUUGAAGCUUAAUAGGAUGAUUGGUCAUGCAGAGUAGAUGACUCCUAUUGUUUUUGGGGUCACUCCGUUAAAGGUCAAAGUCACAGGGGCCUGAACAUUGAAAACCAUUUCCUGUCAGUAACUUGAGAACCACUUGACCCAGAAUGUUGAAACUUAUAGGAUGAUUGGUCAUGCAGAGUAGAUGACCCCUAACGAUUUUGGGGUCACUCCGUUAAAGGUCAAGGUCACAGGGGCCCGAACAUUGAAAACCAUUUCCGGUCAGUAACUUGAGAACCACUUGACCUAGAAUGAUGAAACUUCAUGGGAUGAUUGGUCAUGCAGAGUAAAUGACCCCUAACGAUUCUGGGUCACUCUGUUAAAGGUCAAGGUCACAGGGGCCUGAACAUGGAAAACCAUUUCCGAUCAAUAACUUGAGAACCUCUCGACCCAGAAUGUUGAAACUUCAUAGGAUGAUUGUUCAUGACCCCUAUUGUUUUUGGGGUCACUCCGUUAAAGGUCAAGGUCACAGGGGCCUGAACAUUGAUAACCAGUUCCGAUCAAUAACUUGAGAACCACUUGACCCAGAAUGUUGAAACUUCUUAAGAUGAUUGAACAUGCAGAGUAGAUGACCCCUAUUGAUUUUUGGAUCAGUCUAUCAAAGGUCAAGGUCACAAUGGCCUGUUCAUGUUGGAAAUAACUUGAGAACCACUUGACCUAGAAUGUUGAAACUUAAUAGGAUGAUUGAACAUGCAGAGUAGAUGACCCCUAUUUAUUUUGCGGUCACUUGAUCAAAGGUCAAGGUCACAGGAGCCUGAACAGUGACUUGAGAACCACUAGGCCAAGAGUGUUGAAAUUUAGCGGGAUGACUGGACAUGCCAAGUGGAUGAUCCCUAUUGCAGCCAACCAUCAGUGUCUCUUUGACUUUUGCUCCUGGCCCCUAUUGACUUCUUUCCUAUAGGACUUUGCAUUGGAGGAGACAUGCGCUUUUUUAAAAAAACGUUUUCUAGUUUUAAUCUGUCUAGCCCGAAAUUACUGUUGUUGAUAUUUUAUGUAUCAUGACAAGAUAUGUAAUAUGUUGCAUGAAUAAACCAGAAUAAUAAAAAGAAAUUCAG
Molecule: messenger RNA, 5994 nt
Organism: Mercenaria mercenaria
Lineage: Eukaryota; Metazoa; Mollusca; Bivalvia; Venerida; Veneridae
Product: carbonic anhydrase-like
Exons: 8
Coding region: 591-1592 (333 amino acids)
Molecular function (GO): zinc ion binding; carbonate dehydratase activity
Source: RefSeq, a predicted model, not a curated record